Molecule: messenger RNA, 2355 nt
Organism: Dama dama (fallow deer)
Lineage: Eukaryota; Metazoa; Chordata; Mammalia; Artiodactyla; Cervidae
Gene: IRAK3
Product: interleukin 1 receptor associated kinase 3
Exons: 12
Coding region: 81-1919 (612 amino acids)
Biological process (GO): protein phosphorylation; negative regulation of MAP kinase activity; negative regulation of tumor necrosis factor production
Cellular component (GO): nucleus; cytoplasm; plasma membrane
Molecular function (GO): protein binding; ATP binding; protein serine/threonine kinase activity
Source: RefSeq, a predicted model, not a curated record
UAACGGCACCGCGCGGCCGCGGAGAGCCCUGGGCCCCGCAUCCCUCCCGGGCGCGGUCCCGGGUCCCCCGCGGCGCAGCCAUGGCCUGGGCGGCGGGGAGCGGUGGGGCCCGCAGGGCGCUCUCCUCGCACACGCUCCUCUUCGACCUGCCGCCCGCGCUGCUGGGCGAGUUCUGCGCGGUCCUGGACAGCUGCGACGGCGCGCUCGGCUGGCGCGGCCUCGCGGAGCGGCUUUCAAGCAGCUGGCUGGAUGUUCGUCAUAUUGAAAAAUAUGUAGACCAAGGUAAAAGUGGAACAAGAGAAUUGCUUUGGUCCUGGGCUCAGAAAAACAAGACCAUUGGCGACCUUUUACAGAUCCUCCAGGAGAUGGGGCAUCAUCGAGCUAUCCAUUUAAUUACAAAUUAUGGAGCAGCCUUGAAUCCUAUAGAGCAGAGUCAUCAGGGAAAAGAAUUUCCAAACAUGUUACAAAAGGAAACAGCCAAUGUCACAGUGGAUAAUAUUCUUAUUCCUGAACGUAAUGAAAAAGGAAUAUUGCUAAAAUCCUCCAUCAGCUUUCACAACAUCGUAGAAGGAACCAAAAAUUUCCACAAAGACUUUUUAAUCGGAGAAGGGGAAAUUUUUGAGGUAUACAGAGUGGAAAUCCAAAACCGAACAUAUGCCAUUAAAUUAUUUAAACAGGGGGAAAAGAUGCACUGUAAGAAGCAAUGGAAGAGGUUUUUGUCUGAGCUUGAAGUUUUACUACUGUUCCGUCAUCCGAACAUACUGGAGUUGGCUGCGUAUUUUACAGAGAGUGAGAAGUUUUGCCUGGUUUAUCCAUAUAUGAGAAAUGGAUCACUUUUUGACAGAUUACAGUGUGUAGGUAACACAGCCCCACUCUCUUGGCACAUUCGAAUCAGUGUAUUAAUAGGAACAUCUAAAGCCAUCCAGUACUUGCACAACACGGAACCGUGCUCCGUCAUCUGUGGCAGUAUAUCCAGUGCAAACAUACUUCUGGACGAUCAGUUUCAACCCAAACUAACUGAUUUUGCCAUGGCCCACUUCCGACCUCACCUAGAACCUCAAAGCUCUGCCGUAAGCAUGACCAGCAGCAGCAGUAAGCAUGUGUGGUACAUGCCGGAAGAGUAUAUCAGACAAGGCAAACUUUCCAUCAAAACAGACGUCUACAGCUUUGGAAUUGUAAUAAUGGAAGUUCUGACAGGUUGUAAAGUGGUGUUAGAUGAGCCAAAGCAUAUCCAGCUGCGGGAUCUUCUUGUAGAGUUGAUGGAGAGAAGAGGCCUCGACUCAUGUAUCUCCUUUCUCGAUAAGAAAGUGCCUCCCUGCCCACAGAACAUUUCCGCCAAGCUGUUUUCCUUGGCGGGCCGGUGUGCUGCAACACGGGCAAAAUUAAGACCAUCGAUGGAUGAAGUCCUAAAUAUUCUUGAAAGUACUCAAGCCAGCUUGUAUUUUGUGGAAGAUCCUCCCACAUCCCUCAAGUCCUUCAGGAGUCCUUCUCCUCUGUUCUUUGAUAAUGUUCCGAGCAUUCCAGUGGAAGAUGACGAAAACCAGAAUAAUCCAUCGCCACCUCAUGGUCAAAGUUUGAGAAAAGAUAGAAUGACUCAGAAGACUCCCUUUGAAUGCAGCCAGUCUGAGGUCACAUUCCUGGGCUUUGACAAAAAGACGGGGAGUAGGGGGAAUGAGGACUCUCCCAAUGGGUCUGGGCCUCCUUGUGAGGAGAGCUGGUCUCCAAAGUGUGCAACUCCAUCCCUGGACUUGAGGGCCCCCGGUGUGCAUAUGGACCUUUCUGCAGAAGCUCCAGGCCAUUCCUAUGGGAGCAGGCCAGUGGAGACUAGCUGUUCCUCUGUAUUUUCCUGGAAUGAAUGCGAACAGUACAAAAAGGCAUCAGUUUCUGCUGAGGAUAAAGAAGAAAGGAAGAAUUGCUGAGGCAUUGAGUAAGGUCUCAUCUGGGGAAGCCACUGUCUUCAUCAGUAGGAUAAGGGAUGAUACGUGUGGCUGAUGCCCAUCAACAGUGUGACCAAUCCCAUUCCAUUCCUUCCCUUCCAACUUGUGGAACAGAGUGGCUUAAAAGUUUGUUUUAGUAGGAUCAUUGCCUCAUGAGCCAACCUGGGCUAAAUUAAAACCAUUCAGAAUUACUUAAGAUCGUGGACUCCGACUUCAGACAAACAGAGCAGUCAAAACCUACUAGAAAGGAACUGGAUUACUGUGUCUUCUCUGUCAACAUCCAUGUGAGUCCUCAGAGCCUCCGAUCUGCCUCCAAGUGUGUUCAGUUCAGUUGUAUUCCAUUGUUUUGGUUUAGCCUGCUUGCAGAGGUUGCAGGAAAUGUCUAAUUGCAAAUGUUAAUAGAAAUCUUUUUAAAGAA